AUGUCCUUGAGAGCCUUAGCCAUGAAAAUCAUCUUCCUGUCCCAGACUGCACUGGGAAUCCUGGGGAACUCUGCCUGCCUGUGCCACUUCAUCCUCACUGACUUCACACGGAGCAGGGCGAAGCCCACAGACCUGAUUGCCAAACAUCUGACCUGGGCCAACCUCAUGGUUUUUCUCUUUAAAGGAGUCCCUCACACAAUGGCUACUUUUGGUCAUGUUCAUUUUCUAGAUGAUAUUUCAUGUAAACUUGUCUUUUAUUUUCAUCGAGUGGCCAGAGGAGUAUCCCUUAGCUCAACAGCACUCUUGAGUGUCACUGAGGCCAUCAUAAUCAGCCACAGUACUCCCUUGUGGGUACAGCUCAAGAAUAAAGUCGACAAGAUCGUUAGAUCAUCCCUGGUCCUGUGCUGGGCCUUACACAUUCUGGUAAAUAUCUUCAUUUUCAUGAGGGUGACUGAUGUGCGGCACACAGCAAAUCUUACUGGGUUUAGAGAUUUUGUAUACUGUGCCAUUUCAGAUGCCCACAGUCUAAGCAACACAGUAUGUGCAGUUGUGGUGGUCUCCAUUGAUGUCACGUGUGUGGGACUCAUGAUGUGGACCAGUGGCUCCAUGGUGCUUAUGCUACUGAAGCACAGGCAGAGGGUCCAACACCUUCACAGCUCCCUGUCUGUUCGGUCAUCCCCUGAGACCAGAGCCACCCAGAGCGUCCUUGCCCUAGUGAGCAGCUUUGUGCUCUUUUAUGUAACCUCUGCCAUCUUAUCUGUGUGUUUUCCUUUCUUUGACUCAACCACUAUGUGGCUGGUCAAUGCUAAUGUAGCCAUGUCUGCAUGCUUCCCAGCCUUGUGUCCCUUCCUGCUCCUCAACCAGUACAGCAGUGCUUCCAGGCUCUGCAUCACUAAGUCACAUAAGACAGGACUGUAG
This is a messenger RNA of Jaculus jaculus (lesser Egyptian jerboa), 918 nucleotides long. Its product is annotated as vomeronasal type-1 receptor 4-like. Gene Ontology annotation, molecular function: pheromone receptor activity. Gene Ontology annotation, cellular component: membrane. NCBI's taxonomy places the organism in Eukaryota, Metazoa, Chordata, Mammalia, Rodentia, Dipodidae. Bases 1 to 918 code for a protein of 305 amino acids. The transcript has a single exon. The record is from RefSeq and is a predicted model, not a curated record. Gene Ontology annotation, biological process: G protein-coupled receptor signaling pathway.